Molecule: messenger RNA, 975 nt
Organism: Cydia pomonella (codling moth)
Lineage: Eukaryota; Metazoa; Arthropoda; Insecta; Lepidoptera; Tortricidae
Product: 3-oxoacyl-[acyl-carrier-protein] reductase FabG-like
Exons: 1
Coding region: 95-859 (254 amino acids)
Molecular function (GO): oxidoreductase activity
Source: RefSeq, a predicted model, not a curated record
GGUUAUUUUCGUUUUAUCUAUUUAUAUUCAGAUAAGAUUACAACGUGAUUCGCCGGACGGGUCUUGCGAUCAGUGCAAUUUUCAUUAUUAUACAAUGAAUUUCGCCGGUAAAGUUGUAAUUGUAACAGGAGCCAGCUCCGGCAUCGGCGCGGCAACAGCUGUGUUCCUCUCGAAACUCGGUGCAAAGUUGUCGCUCACCGGCAGAAACGUCGAGAACCUUCAGAAAACAGUAAAUGACUGCGAUAAGGCCGCUACUCCGUUCUCCAUCCCCGCCGAUUUGACGAAAGAAAGCGAUAUCGAGAGCAUUGUGAAGAAAACUAUUGAUCAUUACGGCCAGAUCGACGUGUUGGUGAAUAAUGCAGGUAUUAUCGAGACCGGAACCAUUGAGAAUACUUCCCUGGCGCAAUACGACAGGCUUAUGAACACUAAUGUACGCUCACUGUACUAUUUAACCAUGCUAGCAGUACCUCACCUUUUAAAAACUAAAGGUAACAUCGUGAACGUCUCCAGUGUCAACGGAAUUAGAUCUUUCCCCGGCGUUCUCGCCUACAACGUGUCUAAAGCGUCCGUUGAUCAGUUCACCAGGUGUGUAGCUUUAGAGCUCGCUCCGAAAGGUGUCAGAGUGAACUGUGUGAAUCCUGGAGUCAUUUUGACAAACCUGCAGAGGCGUGGAGGGUUAACUGAAGAGCAGUAUAAGGCGUUUUUGGAGAGGACUAAAGAGACUCAUGCUUUGGGAAGGCCGGGGAAGCCUGAUGAGGUAGCGGCUACCAUUGCCUUCUUGGCAAGUGACCUGGCAAGCAAUAUAACUGGUGCAAGUGUCCCAGUAGAUGGUGGCCGUCAUGCUAUGUGCCCUCGUUAAUAUCUUCAGCUGCCAUUUUUUUAUUGUCGUUAAUGUUUAAGCAAAAUGUAGUCAGAUAUAUUUUUACAAAUUUUUAUGCAUAUAUGGUACUUGUUAUAAACAUAUAUUAGAAAGUA